Ostertagia ostertagi is the source of this 975-nucleotide messenger RNA. NCBI's taxonomy places the organism in Eukaryota, Metazoa, Nematoda, Chromadorea, Rhabditida, Trichostrongylidae. The record is from the annotation of a GenBank genome assembly.
AUGAAGCGGACAGUGGCGCUGUACUUGAGCAAAGCAUUUUCAUCACGCUCAACUCACGUAACUCCCGCCAUCGACUUUCAAUUCAGUGAUGAAUUUAUUCAGAAGCACUGUAAGAGGCUUAAUCGGUGGGAAGCAGAACUUUUGAAAGCACAGCAGCAGCGCACGUAUAACUUCUGCAAGUCUUAUUCCAAAACAAUACAAUACUUAUGGAAGCUGGAAAAGUUGUUCUCGCGUAGCGGACAAACUGUUGUUCCAAUUGGUAGCUGUGUGAAUGGGCUGAAGAAGGACAAUUCUGAUCUGGACGUUGUUCUUAUCACUCACGAAGAUGCUGAUAGAAGAGCAGAGUUCGACAGAAAAUUUGUGAACGUCGAGAGCUUCAGAAGCGCUCAGAUGAAUAAAGUUGCUGUUAUUCUGAACGGAUCUAAGCUUGUUCAAGCGGGGUCAGUCCAAAAACUUGUAUUUUGUAACGUGCCAAUAGUGAAGUUCCGCAGUCGUGAUGGAACUAGUGUCGACCUUCAAUUCAACAACGUUGGUUCUAUUCGUUCUUCGCUUUUUGUUAAAACAUGUGUUGAGUGGAGUAUAGUCGUGCCCAUUGUCAUUCACUGGAUCAAUUCCUUUUUCGAUCUGAUUAAGCUGAAAGACAGCCGUAAUGGACUUUUUUCCUCCUAUCAUCUCAACAUGCUGGCUUUACACUUCCUUCAGUCUGCUCCAAUGUCGUUCUGUCCGGACCUGUUCACUCUCCACCCACAACUGCAUCCUUCGUUUUCAUGGCGCACUGUGGCUAAGCUUUUAACUGCGGAGGUCGAUGCCGAGCACAUUUAUGCCCGCGAGCUGCAAGAUAUUUCGGUCGCUGAGACCAUUGUGAAAAUGAUUGAUUAUUACAGUCAAUUCGAUCUGCAACAGACAGCUAUAGGCGUAGAUGGAAAGACUUAUGAAAGGUUAGAGUUCUCUUUUCGAACACGAUUGAUUGUGAUG